AUUAAGACCAACCAUUGAUAUUAGAGAAAUUUCGAAAACAAUGGCGAUGGCUUUCAAGAUGGCUACUACUGGAAUGUGGGUGACCGAUGAGUGCAAGAACUCCUUCAUGGAUAUGAAGUGGAAGAAGGUCCACAGAUACAUAGUCUUCAAGAUCGACGAAAGAUCAAGGCUUGUCACCGUCGAUAAACUCGGUGGCCCCGCCGAGGGCUAUGCUGAUCUCGCCGCCUCAUUGCCCACCGAUGAUUGCCGAUACGCUGUCUUCGAUUUCGACUUCGUCACCGUUGAUAACUGCCGCAAGAGCAAGAUCUUCUUCAUUGCAUGGUCACCAACAGCAUCAAGGAUUAGAGCAAAGAUGCUAUACGCAACUUCCAAGGAUGGCUUGAGAAGAGCGCUGGAUGGAAUCCACUAUGAACUCCAGGCCACCGAUCCAACCGAGAUGGCAUUCGAUGUAAUUACAGACAGAGCUAAAUAGACUUGGAUUUGGAUCUAAUGUGAGAAAGUGAUUAUGUGGUAAUGUUAUUUGGUCACACCCACUCAUUCACAUGAUCACUUUUUCAGAUGAAAAAAUCCAAAUCUAAUUGAGUUACUCCAACACAAGUGCUAAGCUAAUCCUUUUGUAUGCAAAUGUUGCUCUUUCUUUACGUCUUAAUUGAGUAGCUCCUCUGACAUGUGCUCUUCUUUUUACUCGUUCUAUAUAAUAGCUUUAUUAUGUAGGUUUUUUUUGCUGGUAUCAAUGUGAUGAAAUGCAAGUGGGGCGUAUAAUAAUAAAUUA
Messenger RNA from Gastrolobium bilobum, 772 nucleotides. Its product is annotated as actin-depolymerizing factor 5-like. The coding region runs from base 41 to 472 and encodes 143 amino acids. Gene Ontology annotation, biological process: actin filament bundle assembly; actin filament depolymerization. The transcript has 3 exons. Gene Ontology annotation, cellular component: actin cytoskeleton; cytoplasm. The record is from RefSeq and is a predicted model, not a curated record. Gene Ontology annotation, molecular function: actin filament binding. Lineage: Eukaryota; Viridiplantae; Streptophyta; Magnoliopsida; Fabales; Fabaceae.